GUCAUUUAAUUUUUUCGACUUGUUGUGCCAAUUUGUUCGGACGGCAAAGGAUUGAGCCAUGCAAACUGCUCAGCCGGUACUGAGCUUGAGACCCGGCGGCGGCGGCGGCGGCGGCGGCGGAAGUAGUUUGUUCGGCUCCCGCUUCGUUUCCUCUUCGGCUUCCAGUUUUGAUCCCACUGGAUUCCGCCGUCUCGGUGGUUCCCCGGCUGUUCCUCGCUCCAAGAAUGGAGAAUCUCUUCAUAAAGCCCAUGGAUGCGUACGUUACACGCGAGACCAGCUGCUUGAACUACGGAAGGCUGUUAAAAUCCUGGACAGUGUUCUGAAAGCCAAACAAGUAGUUGAAUCUGAGCUAUUUGGCAAAGAUGCCGAUCAUGGCCGUGUGAAGAGCUAUUCUUCACAUGGCCAAUCCCAAACUCAAUAUGCUGUGCCUGAUAAUCGCGACUGGGGGAACCAAUCUGUUAAGCAGGAAUUUAUUAGGAGAGAUCAUAUAAACUCACAGUCGGCAACAUCCCAUAAAUCUCCAAACCAAGUGGGAGGAGGACCAACUGCUGCUCUAAUUAAAGCGAAGGUACCAUGGUCUGCAAGAAGAGGCCAACUGUCUGAAAAGGAGCGUGUUUUAAAAACUGUUAAGGGCAUACUUAACAAGCUGACUCCAGAGAAGUUUGAUCUCCUUAAAGGCCAUCUUAUAGAGGCCGGCAUAUCUAGUGCUGAUAUUUUGAAGGGUGUGAUUGGGUUGAUAUUUGACAAGGCUGUUUUGGAGCCAACAUUUUGCCCAAUGUAUGCCCAAUUGUGUGCUGACCUCAACGAGAAGCUACCGCCAUUCCCUUCUGAUGAACCUGGCGGGAAGGAAAUAACGUUCAAGCGAGUUCUCUUAAAUAACUGUCAGGAGGCCUUUGAAGGGUCUGACAAUCUGCCGGAAGAGGUCAAACAGUUGACCUCUCCCGAUCAGGAGUCCGAAAGUAGAGAUAAAGAAAGGUUGGCCAAACUGCGCACUCUUGGUAACAUCCGUCUUAUUGGGGAGCUUUUGAAGCAAAAAAUGGUUACAGAGAGGAUUGUUCAUCACAUUGUUAAGGAACUUUUAGGGUCAGAUAUGGAAAGCUGCCCGGAAGAGGAGAAUGUUGAAGCUAUCUGUCAGUUCUUCAAGACCAUUGGGAAACAGAUUGAUGAGAGCAAAAGGUCAAAAUGCAUCAACAACACAUACUUCAACCGAAUGAAAGAACUGUCAACAAACCCAAACAUGGCUGCACGGCUGAGAUUCAUGAUCCGUGAUGUUCUUGAACUGCGUGCAAAUAACUGGGUCCCGCGGCGCGAAGAGGUCAAAGCCAAAACCAUCACUGAGAUCCACUCAGAGGCAGAGAAGAACAUGGGGUUGCGUGCCGGUUCUACUGCAAGUCUAAGGAUUCCUCGUGGACCUAGCCCUGGAAUGAGUAAGAUGCCGGGUAUGCCUGGACUUGAUAUUGCACCAGCUGGACGAGCUCAACCGCCAUUACUGAAUCUGAGUAAUCCUGCCCGGGGCAGUUGUAGCACCAUACAUGGAUAUGUCAUGGAGCAAGCAUCCCGAUUGAAUCCGAAUAGUCCUGACCGGGGCAGUUGUGGCAUCAUACAAGGAAAUAUGAUGGAGCAAGCAUCUCAGUUGAAUCCGAGGAGUCCUGCCCGGGGCAGUUGUGGCAUCAUACAAGGCAAUGUCAUGGAGCAAGCAUCCCGAUUGAAUCCGAGUAGUCCUGACCGCGGCAGUUGUGGCAUCAUACAAGGAAAUAUGAUGGAGCAAGCAUCUCAGUUGAAUCCGAGGAGUCCUGCCCGGGGCAGUUGUGGCAUCAUACAAGGCAAUGUCAUGGAGCAAGCAUCCCGAUUGAAUCCGAGUAGUCCUGACCGGGGCAGUUGUGGCAUCAUACAAGGAAAAAUCAUGGAGCAAGCAUCUCAGUUGAAUCAGAGGAGUCCUGAAAGGGGCAGUUGUGGCAUCAUACAAGGAUAUGUCAUGGAGCAAGCAUCCCAGUUGAAUCCGAGAACUUCUGCCCGGGGCAGUUGUGGCAUCAUACAGGGAUAUGUCAUGGAGCAAGCAUACCAAUUUCCUGGCUCAAACCGACAUUCACAAUCUACAUCUGCUUCUGGAUUUGCAGAAACGGGAAAGCACUGUUGCGAAUCCAAAGGGACUCCGAAUGGCACUGCAGAAACCUUCAACCCGGUAGAGCUCAAAAAGAAAACUGUUGCACUUUUGGAGGAAUACUUCAGCUUCGGGCUCUUGGAGCAAGCGUUGCGGCGCAUCGUAGAACUAAAUGCCACGUCACACUUCCCCGAGGUUGUGAAUGACGCAAUUGCCCUUGGCUUAGACAAGAGCCCGCCUUGCGUUGAGCACGUGUCAGAACUCCUCGAGGUCUUGCACGCUAUGAGGAUAUUUUCUUCCGAGGAUUUGGGCAAUGGGUGCAUGCAAUUUGCUGGCGUGUUGGACGAUCUUGCCAUGGAUUUGCCAAAAACACCCGCCGGUUUCGGGGGUAUUAUUGGAAGGCUGGUUUUGUGUGGGGGAUUGGACUUUGGUGUGGUGAAGGAGAUCAUGAAGAAGGUGAGGGAUGAGAUGUACAGGAAAGAUGUGUUCUCUGCUGCAAUGGCUGUGGUGAAGUCUUCUUCUCCAUCAUCUGGCAAAGUGAUCAUAGAUUCACAGGCAAAUGAUAUUGGGGCAUGUCAGAAUUUAUUCAGUUGAUCUUAUUUAAUUAUUUUUUAUUUUUGUUAAAGUAGGUAGACAAUAUAGUUUUAUGGGAAUCAUUGGAGUUAUUUAUACAAAUCAUUUCUUUCAUAUAUGCAAAUAUGCAAUUGAUUUGGCAAGCUUUUGUAGAACUGAAAAUAUCCACAUAGGUUUUGGUUAUUUUUUAGUGUUAAAUAGACAACUUUAUCCUAACAAAUUGGGUUAUAAAGA
Molecule: messenger RNA, 2908 nt
Organism: Cuscuta campestris
Lineage: Eukaryota; Viridiplantae; Streptophyta; Magnoliopsida; Solanales; Convolvulaceae
Source: the annotation of a GenBank genome assembly